AUGGAUCCAGUGAUUGCUGUGGUUGCUCAGGUCAUCUGGGUCAUGAUGGCAUGCCAGACACAGAUGCUGCUGGCAUACCGAAGGUACGCCAUGCGACGGCGUCGUGCCGCAGCACGGAUGUUUUUCAAAAAUUCUUGUGCCACUGUUGCCUGGGCACGUUCAAGAAGACGUCGUCGGUGCCAGCGCUUUUGCCAGUGGCUCGUGCUCGCCGAGAUGGAAGAGCCAAGGCAGCACUGGGUAUUCCCACGUAGCUCAGAUUGGUGGGAGAACAUUGUAAUGGUGCAUUGGGACGACCGGCAAUGGAUGCGGCGCUUCAGGAUGUCGAAGAGCACAUUCAUAGAGCUGGUGGAGGCUCUGAGACCACGGCUUCACCGGCAGACCACAUCCCUUCGUGUGCCAAUAUCGGUCGAACGAAAAGUCGCAGUUUCUGUGUGGUGGCUGGCAAGCGGCACUAGUUACCAGGUUGCAAGCGACCUCUUUGGCAUCGGAAAGUCGACGGUAGCCUCGGCGGUGGUGGAGUUCUGUCUCGCCGUCGAGUUAGAGCUUCUCUCCAAGACUGUCGUCUUCGGUGCCGCGAUAGGACAGAUUAUGGAUGGAUUCCGGAAACUUGGAUUUCCACACUGCGUGGGAGCAAUCGAUGGGACACAUAUCCCUAUCUGUGCACCAGGUGGACGCCCAGAUCAAUAUGGGAACAGAAAGAACUUUUCAUCCAUUCUUCUCCAAGGAACCGUGGAUCACCUAGGCAGAUUCGUGGAUGCCGAGGUGGGCUGGAGUGGGAAAAACCACGAUGCUUUUGUGUUUGCCCACUCAGCCUUCUGCGCAGCCAUGGACGCUGGAACACUGCUACAGGGCCAUGGAUACCUGGUGGUGGAUGGGGUGAGAAUACCGCCUGUGGUCAUCGCAGAUGGAGCUUACCCAAUGAGGCGGUGGCUGAUGAAACCGUAUGGGCGGGCAGCAACAACCGCUGCACACCAAAACUUUGAUAGACGUCUGGCCAGGGCAAGAAACCGGGUGGAAUGUGCUUUCGGUAGGCUGAAGGCAAGAUGGAGGUGUCUUGCACAUCGUUUGCAAGUGAGGGAGCAUAAUGUUGUGGCCAUAGUGACUGCCUGUGUUGUUCUACACAACCUGUGUGAGAGCAAGGGACAUCCAAUUAUUGGCGGGGGCAGACCUCCGGCACCUAUUCUGGUUUCAAGUUUCGAGGAAACAGAGGACACCUCCAACAAUAGGCACCUCGCUGAGGGGAAGAAGGUGCGCGACGCCCUUGCGAAAUUCAUUGAGAACUUUGGGUGCUGAAAUUCAUAUUGGCUGUCUCUGCUUGGCAAA
Messenger RNA from Eublepharis macularius, 1323 nucleotides. RefSeq lists its product as uncharacterized. The record is from RefSeq and is a predicted model, not a curated record. Lineage: Eukaryota; Metazoa; Chordata; Lepidosauria; Squamata; Eublepharidae. The coding region runs from base 1 to 1293 and encodes 430 amino acids. The transcript has 2 exons.